Microthlaspi erraticum is the source of this 309-nucleotide messenger RNA. NCBI's taxonomy places the organism in Eukaryota, Viridiplantae, Streptophyta, Magnoliopsida, Brassicales, Brassicaceae. The record is from the annotation of a GenBank genome assembly.
AUGAAUUUCAGAGCUCUCAUCUACGAGUUCAUGCCUAAUGGAAGCUUGGAUGUUUGGCUUCACCCGGAGGAAGUUGAAGAGAUUCAUAGGCCCUCAAGAACUUUAACUCUUUUUGAAAGACUCAACAUUGCAAUAGAUGUGGCUUCUGUCCUGGACUAUCUGCAUGUUCAUUGUCAUGAUCCUAUAGCUCAUUGCGAUCUUAAGCCAAGCAACGUCCUCUUAGACGAUGACCUAACUGCCCAUGUUAGCGACUUUGGUCUGGCUCGGCUUCUCCUCAAAUUCGACAAAGAGUCUUCCUCAACCAACUAA